GAGGGGGGGGGGGUGCAGGCGGGAUGCUGACCGAGCAGUGCACAGCUGCUCCUCCGUCCACCUGCGCUGCGCUGUCGACGCGGACACGAGAGGCGCGAUGAGAUGUCUUCAGCCGGUGUGUUGUGGCGCGAGCACCGACAACACGCAAGAGUCCGGACACAUCAAGCGUGACCGCCCCCUGUCCUGACAGCCCCGCGGCGCGGCUGCACCGCCGUGACGGAGGCGCGACCGCUGUCCACGGCACCGACGGGUCGCUCCGUCUGCGGACCUGAUCUCGACCCGGCUCCCGUCCGCCUGUGUGGGUGUCACCGUCCUGUCGCGUUGACUGAAGCGGAGACUGAUGCUUUCCCCCUGGGCGAAUCUGAGAUAUCACCUUUGCGGUUCACCUUGGAAAUAAUAAUAAUAAUAAUAAUAAUAAUAAUAAUAAUAAUAAUAAAAGAUAACGCAUGAAAGGUCGAUGGAUCGCAUGCGGCACAAUCAAAUCAGCACUGACCCGUGUGGGGCCAAACUGCAACCGGGACCCUGUGAGGUGAAUGGAGCCGGUCAAGGUUUACCCCCUCAGCUCGCAAUACAGGAGUCGUCUCUCAUCCGUCCAUCCGAGGUUCUCAACAAACAGUCUGGACUGAGCCCCGUCCAGGCGGCAGUUGUACCCGCGAAAGUGACACAGGAAAUGCAGCAAGUGUGCGCGAAUUCUGGGUCCGUCCCAGCAACACUGACGAGCAUAAGCCGGCCACGACCGACGGCUCUCGGAAAUAAACCUGCCCCAAGUCCAACCAGAUUCUCAGUGGAGCCCUCCCAGGACAUACAUUUGAUCCCAGUUUGCAUCCCAGUACCUCAGUGUGCCAACGUCCUGCCGCAUUCCCAGACGGAGAGCUCCUUCCCUCUGCACAGUCCUCAGAGUCCCCACAGCCCACAGUCUUACAACAGCCAGCCUUACCUGAGUCCCACUCCCAGCCUUCCCCAGCCCAACCCGAGCCCACCCACCAGUCUCAGCCCCAAGCUCGGCCUCGGUGGUCAGUCACAGAGGUGCCCCUCACCCGGGGGCUCGAAGCAGAGCCAAGUGCCGUCGGAGAAGCCAGGAUUGGAGAACAAUGACUUCAGGGUGCACAUCGUCACGUGGAACGUGGGCUCAGCUGUCCCGCCAGAUGACAUCACUUCUCUGUUUGGACCAAAUGUCUCAGAUGGGAGUGUUGACAUGUUUAUUAUCGGAUUCCAGGAGGUGAACUCCAUGAUCAACAAGAGGCUGAAGGAUGCUCUUUUCUCGGACCAGUGGAGCGAGCUUUGCAUGGACACACUCAGCCCUUCUGGAUACGUUCUGGUGGCGUCGCAGCGAAUGCAGGGAGUGCUGCUGCUGGUUUUGUCCAAAUUCUGCCAUCUUCCAUUCCUCAGAGGCGUGCAGACGGAGAGUACACGCACAGGACUUGGGGGAUAUUGGGGGAAUAAAGGCGGCGUCAGCGUGAGGAUGACGAUGUUCGGCCACGCGGUGUGCUUUCUCAACUGUCACCUGCCGGCACACAUGAGGAACCUGGAGCAGCGGAUGGAGGACUUUGAAAGCAUCCUGCAACAGCAGCAGUUUGAGGGAGGGACCGCCACGGGUGUACUGGACCACGAUGUUGUGUUUUGGUUCGGAGAUUUAAAUUUCCGUAUUGAAGACUAUGACAUCCACGUGGUGAAAUGUGCCAUCGACAGCGACAAGCUGCCUCUUCUGUUGGAGCGGGACCAGCUCAACAUGGCUAAAAACACAGAGGCCAUCCUGGAAGGCUUCAUGGAGGGACCUCUCAAAUUCCCACCUACUUAUAAGUUCGAUGUGGGCACUCACACAUACGACACCAGCGCCAAGAAGAGGAAACCUGCCUGGACGGAUCGCAUCCUCUGGCGCCUUCGACGCACCGGCUCCCCAGUUCCUACCCACAAUGCAGCGCUGCAGCGGGGUCUGACCUCAUGGCUGGGCGGCGCAACCAAAGUGACACAGCACACGUACCGAAGUCACAUGGGCUACACCAUCAGUGACCACAAGCCUGUUUCUGCCCUGUUCUCCCUGCACUUCCCAUUCAAGGUGACCAUGCCCAUGGUGGAGCUGCAGUUUAAUAAGGAGUGGUUUAAAGUCUCAGAUGCUACCGUCAGAUUCACUUUAGCGUCAACUUAUCAGCGCAGCUCGUGGGACUGGGUUGCGAUAUAUAAGGUUGGAUUCAGACAUCACAAAGAUUACCAGGCCUAUGUGUGGGCCAAGGGAGAGCAUGCAACACAGGUGACAUUUUCAGAGGAGGAUUUGCCGAGAGAUGACUGUGAAUACCUCCUUGGUUACUACAGCAAUAAUAUGAACAGUAUUGUUGGACUGUCAACGCCUGUUCAGAUUAAGUUACCAGUCCACAGCCCCACCAUACAUCGCUCGGACAGCUCCGAUGUCAGCUCAGAAGACGAUAGCACUCUUGUCCUGCUGGCUCCAAACUCCCGCAGCCCGAGCCCUAACACAGGCAAACACCACCAUCGCCACCGGCGCAGCCGCAGCCCGGCAGUUCCGGCUCUCUCCUCCAACCCCCUCCCCUCCCUGCAGGGCCUCAGCCUCUGUCCUCGCUCUAAAGAAGGCCAGGCGCCAAGCCGCUCCCCCUGCUCUGCUGCUAAGAAAGAGCGACUGGUGUCCCCCGGCACUGUGCCAUCGCCAUCCAUCAGCCCGCUCAGUCCUCGCAGCCCCGUCUCUCCAGGUGGCGGAGUGACUGCACCAGAGGCCCUGAUCGCCGCCAUCUUAGGUGAACACAGACCAGCUCAGGUUAGCCCCACGGGCUCAAACAGAUAGGGAAGGCCGGGGAAACAGACACUGCAGAGAAAUUAACAUCAAUAACUAAAAGCAGGUACUGUCUGUGUGUGACCCCACACUGUCACUGUGCUGGUAGAAGCAGCACAUUUAACGACUCCUAAUGUAGUUUGCCAACAUUCCACGUUGUAGCCCUGCAGUUCUGUUUCUGAAUCUACCAUCAGCUCAUACACUGUGUGUAUCUUGAACUCAAAGAUGUGCCCAGACCCCUGACGACAAGUGCUUUUAUAGACUCAUAAGCUAUAUCAUACGUAAACAACCAUAUUGAAUGUGAAGCCAGAGUUCUUAUUGACAGCAAUACGGAUCUUUGUUAACAGUCUUCUUUCAAAAUGAGGGCUCUGGACCAGAAGCACUGAUGGUAUCAUAGUUCACCAUGGAGAGUGCGUGUGUGUGUGUGUGUGUGUCUGUGUGUGUGUGUGUGUGUGUGUCUCUGGGUUUAUGUGUAAGCCUGUGUUCAAACAUAAAUGUGUGUGAUUUGCAUUUUGGACCAGAAGAUGGUUUGAAUAUUUGAACUCAAUAGUUUCUGGCCUGUAUUCAAAAAAUGAAGAUAAUGAAUACAUGAAUAGAGAUAGAGCAUUUUACCGACUCAAUCAAUUUGAAGCUAUAUGUGACCACGUGACCUCGACAGUAAUCCUAGAUCAAUGCUCUUAUUCUUAGCAGCUUUGUGAAUACAGCCCCUGUUCUAUGGAGCUCAGUGAGUGGAUGUUUAGACCAAAGUGGUCCUUUGGCUUUAAGCAAAACACUGUUAUUUAUCUGUGUGAGUGUGCACAAUAAAAAAGGUCGGACAAGACAAAAGGA
Messenger RNA from Scophthalmus maximus (turbot), 3610 nucleotides. RefSeq names its product inositol polyphosphate 5-phosphatase K (gene inpp5ja). Gene Ontology annotation, biological process: phosphatidylinositol dephosphorylation; negative regulation of peptidyl-serine phosphorylation. The record is from RefSeq and is a predicted model, not a curated record. The coding region runs from base 458 to 2794 and encodes 778 amino acids. Gene Ontology annotation, cellular component: plasma membrane; ruffle; cytoplasm. NCBI's taxonomy places the organism in Eukaryota, Metazoa, Chordata, Actinopteri, Pleuronectiformes, Scophthalmidae. The transcript is spliced from 13 exons. Gene Ontology annotation, molecular function: phosphatidylinositol-4,5-bisphosphate 5-phosphatase activity; phosphatidylinositol-3,4,5-trisphosphate 5-phosphatase activity.